Messenger RNA from Amoebophrya sp. A120, 3594 nucleotides. NCBI's taxonomy places the organism in Eukaryota, Dinophyceae, Syndiniales, Amoebophryaceae. The record is from the annotation of a GenBank genome assembly.
AUGGCUGAAGAGCAUGCCAAGUUCAAGCGGUUCGAGUACCGAACCAACUCGAAUUUGGUGCUGCAGCGCGAAGGCGCUGCCCCCUCCGCAAAUGAGCCCACCGGCGAGCCGGAGUCCUUGCGGCACUACAACCUGCACAAAAUGGGCGAUCUGGCCCGCGGCGACAAGCGACAGCUGGACCAUUUAAAAGACGUGAAAAAGAAGCGCGCACGGGAUCCAAACGCGGAGGCCAAGGGCGACAAACAAGAUCGGAAAAAAGCGAAAUUAGAGCUGAGAAAAGGUAUUCUUGAGGCUCAUUACGUAUGGUGUUUUAGUUUUCUUUUCAUCAGUCGGUCGAUGAAGUUCAAGCGGGGACGCCCUCCUUUAUCGAAUGUUUUUUUGCUUUUCCGCGUGGUUUUUCUAGUGAAUCGCAUGUAAAAAUCUACUUUCUCCUCAGGCGCCACCGUGCUGGAUCAGGAUGUCACAGAGGUGGUUUCCUACAAGCCCACCACCACCGCCACAAAGGCGGUCUACGAGGAACUGCUGAACGUGAUGACGACGGUGCUCGGCGACCAGAGCCCCGAGGUGCUUGCGGGGGCGGCGGACGAAAUUCUAGCGGCCAUCAAGGCGGAUAAUUGCCUUGACGCGCAACGCAAGCGCAACGUCGAAGAGGUUCUGGGCGCGGUCACCAACGAAUUCUUCGGCGAGCUUUACCGACUCGCCAAGCAAGUCACGGACUACGGGGCCGACGACGUAUUGUUUUUACGGACGUUGAACAAAAUGAAAAAUUAAACUGCAAUUCUAAAUUGAAAUUGUUCGUAGAUUAUCGGCGGUGGCCCGUUCGUAGUAGACGUAAAAUCUGUCGUAAAACAUAAACAUCUAUGAUUUCCACACGCACUGCACAACUACAUGCUUGCUUCGAUCCAUGCAUUCCUUCAAAAUCACAACAGGCAAAGGACGAAGUGAAAGAAGAUCGCGCAGAAGACGCCACCGGUGUAGCAGUGGUUUUCGAAGAGGAAGACUCUGACGACGGCGAGAAGUAUGUCGGUGAGCUUACCGAAAGCAGCGACGAUGAUAGCGAGAACAGGGAGGAAAACCUCCUCCAAGCGGAAGACAGAGGUAAUCAGCAGUUUUCGUAUAUCCUUGAAUCAAUUGCAACAGCCUUUCGAAGUUUGUAAAAUCAAGGUGAAACAAAAAGAAUUUUUGACACUUAAGUAUUUGCAUAAAAAACCUACUCGCGACUACAUCACAGGCAUCAAGGUCGACGACGAGGUCGACGACGAAGACAAGGAGCAGGAGAACGAGGACCUGCCCGUGUCCGUUAUCGACGCCCACUGGCUGCAGAGAGUCUUAUCCGAGGUUCUGAACCAGGACCACGAGAAGGCCGCGGAACUGGAGAAGAAAAUUCUCCAGGCGCUGGCCAUCCAGGACGUGCAGCUCCUGGAAAACAAGCUCGUGCAGCUGCUGGAGUUCCAGAACUUUGAGUUUCUGCAGAAACUGGUCCGGAAUCGGAGCAAAAUCCUGUUUAUGACGAAGCUGAAGCAGGCCCAGACGGACGAGGAACAGGCCCAGAUUCUGGAGGCCAUGAAAGAGUCCGAGGAGGGCCAGGCGGUCUUGGCCGAGUUGGACAAGUCCAAGGCGAAGCGCGACAAGGAGAAGGACGAGGUCACGCGCCUGCGAAACGAGGCGAGAGUGCUGAUGAAGAAAAAACGCGACGACGGGGUGGAAGACGCCGAAAUCGCCACCGUGCAGGACAGCGCCACGGGCGCGGUCGCCGCGAAAAAACUCCAGCCCAGCAGGGUCAUCGAUCUGGAACAGGCCAGCUUUCACAAAGCGGGACACACCAUGACCAAUUCGACAUGUACUAAAUGUUGAGCUUGAUUUUGCAGUUUUGUAGAUCAUUACAAGAAGAUGAUUAUUUCGUAUCCAUCCAACAGUACACUCGAAUCUUCGUUGUUCCUCGUAGGUCGCUCCCUUCAUUCACAGAAAAUAAGCCAGAGUUACUUUAGAUCAACCUGUCGCACUAUCACCCUCCAAACAACAGGUCACUUGAAAGAGGGUGCGAAGCGUGAGAUGAAGAAAGCUUGGGAGGAGGUGACGAUUCCGGCCCCGGCCGCGGCGGAGCACGGCGACAUUAAGCUGAUUGAAAUCACCGAACUGCCGAAGUUCGCGCAGAACGUGUUCCGCGACGACAAGGAUAAGUUCAUCGUGCAGCGACUGAACCCGGUGCAAAGUAAGGUGUUUCCCAUCGCGUUCAAGCAGUUCGACGAAAACAUGCUGGUGUGCGCGCCCACCGGUGCGGGAAAGACAAACAUUGCGUUGCUCACCAUGAUGAACGUGAUCAUGAUGCACUUGAAACGCGUCGACGAGCUGAACACCGACGAGGUGGCGGUGGACAAGGACGCUUUCAAAAUUGUCUACAUCGCGCCCAUGAAGGCGCUGGUGCAGCAGUUGGUCGGGUUCUUCAGCCAACGGUUCGAGAAGUACGGGCUGUCCGUGGGGGAACUGUCCGGGGACAGUACCUUAUCGAAAUCGCAGAUCGCAAAAACGCAAAUUCUCGUCACUACGCCGGAGAAGUGGGACAUCAUCACGCGAAAAUCCGGGGACAGCCGCGCGAACAUGCAUUUGGUGCGGUUGGUGAUCAUCGACGAAGUGCACCUGCUGCACGACCAGCGCGGCACCGUGCUGGAAGCGAUCGUGGCGCGGACGCUGCGACAGGUGGAGCGCACGCAGGAGCCGAUUCGGCUGGUGGGUUUGUCCGCGACGCUCCCGAACUACACCGACGUGGCCGCGUUUAUGCGGGUCACGGAAAAGGGGUUGUUCAAGUUUGACAACUCCUUCCGGCCCUGCCCGCUGCAGCAGACCUUCAUCGGGGUCACGGACAAAAAAGCCGUGCGGCGCAUGAACACGAUGAACGAGGUGUGCUUCGAGCAGGUCGUGAAGAACGCCGGGCAGAACCAGAUGCUGAUCUUCGUGCAUAGCCGGAAGGAAACGGCGCGCACAGCGAAAACGUUGCGCGAGAUGGCCAUGGAGAACGACGUGGUGCCUCGGUUUUUGGCGGGCAACAGUGCGACGAAGGAGAUUCUCGCGGACCAGGCGCAGGAGGCGCAGUCCCGGGACCUGUCGGAGCUCAUGCCCUACGGGUUCGCCAUCCACCACGCCGGGCUGUCCAAGCAGGACCGUUCCCUCGUCGAGGAUCUGUUCGCGGACAAGCGGAUUCAGGUGCUGGUCUGCACGGCGACGCUGGCCUGGGGUGUCAACCUUCCCGCGCACACCGUGAUCAUCAAGGGGACGCAGGUGUACAAGCCGGAUUUGGGCAAGUGGGACGAGCUCGGGUGCCUGGACAUGCUUCAGAUGAUGGGCCGCGCGGGGCGGCCGGGGUACGAGAAGGAGGGACACGGGAUCAUCAUCACCCAGCACAGCGAGCUCCAGUACUACCUGAGUCUGAUGAACAUGCAGCUCCCCAUCGAGUCCCAGAUGAUCGCGGAUCUACCGGACAAGCUGAUCGGGGAACUGGUGCUCGGCACUGUGCAGAACCGCGCUGACGCCGUCACGUGGUUGGGUUACACCUACCUCUUCGUGCGCAUGCAGAAGAGUCCGCAGCUGUACUCUGUU